Meleagris gallopavo (turkey) is the source of this 2422-nucleotide messenger RNA. NCBI's taxonomy places the organism in Eukaryota, Metazoa, Chordata, Aves, Galliformes, Phasianidae. The record is from RefSeq and is a predicted model, not a curated record.
UUUCAACCGUUGAUGUUCAACAAGCUUUAGAUUGCUGAGUGUCUCUUGAAAACAAUGCUUAGUUUCCCAAGUCCCUUAAAAGCUUAAGAAAAUGUUGUCUUGUUUUUUGCAUAUGUGAAUGAUUCUGGAGAUUAACUAAACAGUUCUGAUUAUGUAGCCAGGAGAAGGCAGGGUGUACUGACUGUUUUUGCUUUUGUCUCACUUGGAACCAUUUCACAAUUGCAGCACUAAGUUCAACUUUUGGUAAGGAUCAAUGCAAUUUAAGCUAAAAAAUCCCCACACAACACACUAGGGAUUUGUGAGAGUGCUUUAAAUAUGCAGAAUUAAGACAUUUGAAGCACAGAGGAAUUUUAUUGUGUUUCCCAUUCUUCUAUUACGAAGUGGUUGCCAUCUUUUCCUGAAAGAACUUAGGUCAGCUCUAAAGGCAGAGUUUGCCAUCGAUUUUAACACUAGGUGAAUUGAAAAGCAAUGAUAAAUAAUCAUAAAAUGUAUCAGAUUUUUUCUGAGACCUAACAGCUAACUUGAUUAUUUCUGUGCAUUUUGUAAAUCUGUAAAUUCAAAAUCAACCUUUAAGUCCGACUUGGAUUUUUAUUUCCUUCCAGUGUCAGCUCUUGAGCUCAUAGAAAUUGUCUUGCAAUGAAAAAAGUUGUAACUGAUGAUAAUGAUGUAGCCAUCAAGUGAAACUGCUUUGCUGGUAUUUAUGUGAAUCCUUACCCACUAACAACUCAACUACAUGGAAUUCUGGUGAUUAGACUGUUACUCACACUUGUCAUCAUGUUGGCAGAAGGCAUCUUAACUAGGCUCAUAUAUAAAGAUAUCUGUCAUCAAGAUAAGCCUCACAAAUCUCAUGCAGCCAAAAAGGAUAAAGAGGGAAUCUGGAGAGAGAAACUUGUAGACAACCCAAAAAUUAAAGGAUCUGAUGAUGGACUUGGUCAUCUGGACAAGAUCUCUGCUGAAAGUAACAAAAUGGAAAUCAAGAAUGGUCUUCAACAGAGAUCCACAGCAGAGUUACCUGCAAAGAGUCAAACUACAGCGGUUAGGAGAACCGUAUCACGAGCUUUGUGUGUCCCCAAAAGAGAACAAAGUAAUGAACAGACAGAUCUGUGUCGAUCCUGGUCUUGCAACAGCAUUUAUCAAAACUACCCUGACUUACAUAUUGGGGGAGACCACGUGGGAGACCAUACAUGCGAUUCAGGUUGUGUUUUGGACCAUGUGUGUGAUGACCUUUCUGACGGCCCCGUUAUACUGUCUGUAGAUAUUCCUCUUGGUCAGUCUCCCCUGUGUGAGCAUCCUGAAAAGCCAGGCGUAAAUUUCCUGUCUGGAGAUGAAGCUGGAGAAAGAAGCAUGAUGUUCUGUGAGGAGCCUCUUUCAAACUCUCUGCUCAACAACUAUAUGGAAGCAAAAGUGGCGGAGCUCUAUAAGCAGCUUUUUGAAGAAAUCUUGACCAGGUGUGGUUCUGUAAGAAACCUCCUCACUUGCAAUUUAAUAAGAAAUAAUGUGGAUCAGAUAAGCUUUCAGAUAUCCCAGGAGCAGAACAUAGAAACAACAAAAGCCAGAGAAGUGCUCUUACAGUCUUUAGCUUUGUUUAGUUUGUGCAACACUACCAAUAGAAGUAGCUCUGAGUUUAGUACUCCAAAUCUGCAAAUAUCAAACCCAGCAGGUGAGAAAAAAUGCUGCAGAACGUGGUUUGCAUCGUGUCUGAACUGCUCAGCUGAAGAGAUGAAUACAGAUUGUAUAUCAGUGUUUCAUUCUAAGGACUAGAUUGGAAAAUGAAAGCAUGUAGGCACCACAGACUUAAUGCUUAAGCCAUACUUUGUCUAUGAUCAUCAUUAGCAGAGUAAGUAAAGGUCACUGUCCUCUUUUUUCUCAUGCAGAAUUUGAAAUGCAUUCAUCUCUAAAAUUCUAUUUGAUUUCCCUCUAAAAAUGUGUAUGACCUCUUUGUAAGACUGUCUGUAUGAGUAAUGUACUCAUGUUUCAUUGGAUUUACUCCUGCAAGAGUAAUCAAUCAAGGCAGAAGUGCUGGUAAAACUUUUAGCUGAGAGACUGAUCCACUCACCUCUACGUAAGAGUCCUUGCUGGGCUUUGGAUUGGGCUGUAGAGCUGAAGCUCAAAUUCUGGAUAUUGAAGUACAAAUUUUGUUCUGCAAAGCUUGAUCACAGUGGCUGAGAAAAGAUUUCUUUGGUUUGAAAAUCUUGUCAGCAGAUGGAGGUGCUCAGGACUGAAUUAUUUUGUGUCUGGAAUCAUACACAGGAAACGUAUCAACAUGAAACAUCAAUCAAGACACUCAUUGCAUAUGUAUGUUUAUACUGCAUAGAUAGAGUAUGUCACAAUGAAAAUCUAGGUGAGAUAGCUGAUCGAGAAUUUAAAAACACUUUCUAUAAAAAUGUUUUUCUUUUAAAUAAAUUUUACUUCUUUUAUGAAA